This is a messenger RNA of Schizophyllum commune H4-8, 1739 nucleotides long. RefSeq lists its product as uncharacterized. The record is from RefSeq and is a predicted model, not a curated record. The transcript is spliced from 2 exons. Bases 6 to 1322 code for a protein of 438 amino acids. Lineage: Eukaryota; Fungi; Basidiomycota; Agaricomycetes; Agaricales; Schizophyllaceae.
GCUCGAUGCUCAGCAAUAUGACCACAGCGAGCGCUGCCGCUGUCAGCGACCUCGACGCCGACUACCACGAUUCUGGCUGGGUCAACCCAUUCGACCCUGAGCACGCUAUCCAUUCUGACGUCCAAGAGGGCAUCGCGGACGAUCAUACGCGAGGACCAUCGCGCCUGGUUUCUCAUACGGUCAACAGUCCGCCAACCUUCCACGAGCCAUUCGCUGUGCUUGCGCAAUCUGGUGUCGCUGCCAUUCACCGCGCGCCACUUCUGCGGUCAAGCGUGCGUACGCCCCCGCUGGCUUUUUUCGCGCCCUGGCAGCCUCCUCGCGCUACAGAUACCUAUGAUCACCUCCAACUACCCAUGCCCUGGCAGGAGAAAGACCCUCCUGGUGUCUUCGGGCUCUUCUAUCCGGCUUGGAGUACGCCUCAAGCUGGUGUCACGCCUCUGGUCAGGACUGCGCCUUUUGAAUCAUUCCCUUUCGGCGGAGGCUCUGACCGCAUUGGCGUAGACGAGGCGUCGCGGGCCAUAAUACCUGGUCAUUCUGCCUCGGAGCAUGUAUCUACUGGCGUACCACCUCGCGCAAGUGAUGAGCGCAUCGACUACAGCAGCAAUGCCGCCAGUUGCUACUCUGCGUUCACGCCUGACGAUGCUGGUACCUACCUGCCACCUCCAGCUGACGCAAAUAAUUUCGCCUCAGGCUGCUCUCUGACCCAGCGCAUCCCGCCAUUCUGCGACGACCCAUGGGCCGCCACUCGUGCUCCCAAGCGCAAGGCUGACGUUAAUGAUCACAUCGCCGUGAAGCAAGUACGCAUAAAGGGCCCCGAGGACGCCGACUAUCCGACUCCUGUGGUGGGACUGGACGAGGAUGAGACACCGUCGUCUCUCAGCAAGGCAGCGAGCGUUCAGGCUAGGGUUCUCCGCCUGCCUCCCGACAUGGUCUUGGCGGCCCAUCCCUCAGACCCGACCGUCUUCCGCAUCAUGAGCCCUUCGGAGGCGGUUGAGAAGGGCUACGAUGUAUACCUCAUACAGCAGUCUUGCGCGAGGUGUGACGUCGAUGCGCCGGGCAACUCCAGCGAUGAAGCGGCGUCGCAGGUCGAAGCCGCGGGUGUUGUCCGUACCAUAUCGCCAGACUCCUCGGGAGCGCCCGUGCUCUCAAUGCCCGCAGAUCCUGAGCACCACUCCUUCUCGUCUGUCUCGUCUCUCAGUAGCUUGUCCUCGGAGGAAGGACCUGAUUGGGACGAGGGCCAUACCUCUACUGGUCAGCAAGUCUCGGUACUGACUCUGAAAGAAACCCGAUGGCACCCGUUGCGGUCACGAUUACGGCGCUAACGUCUUUCAAUGACCGACAUACAAGAAGCCGGUCACCGACUGACCCCGCAGCACAGGCGCGCGACUUGUCCAGAGGUCCAGCCAGAUGCGCGCCCGAGGGCGGAUGGGUUGCAAGACGGAAUUCAAUGCUGUACGUGGGCUCGAGAUCGAGGUUCGUCUGCGGCAGGCAGGUGAAGUAUGGAUGCCUUGUCAGGCGUAUACGCAUUAUGAGAUGUACAAAGGUCGUUGAGUGUGCUUGUUUACCUUACCGCACGUCGCAAGACAUGUACUCGAGUAUAUACCUGAUCAUGCUCGGACCCUUACAACGCUUUUUGUUCCACGUGUAACUCGAUGGGGGGCAGAUGAUUGGACAGCGAGAGGAUUCAUUAGCAGCAAUUCAUAGUAGAUGUAUACAGGAAUCGACUCGCUGCCGCUCCG